Molecule: messenger RNA, 1290 nt
Organism: Metopolophium dirhodum (rose-grain aphid)
Lineage: Eukaryota; Metazoa; Arthropoda; Insecta; Hemiptera; Aphididae
Exons: 1
Coding region: 1-1290 (429 amino acids)
Source: RefSeq, a predicted model, not a curated record
AUGCAAUUACUCUGGCAAGCGGGUCUUCAAUGGGACGAGCCAUUACCGUCACACUUAAUUGACCUGUGGAAACAGUACGAGUCUGAAUUGCACAUGGUCUCGGGUAUAAAAAUUUGUCACCAUAUUCCCACCGAGAAGCUCACUAGCGUGCAACUUAUUGGUUUUUCAGAUGCAUCGGAGAAAGGUUAUGCCGCCGUGGUCUAUUUGCGCACUAUUCACCAGGAUGGGCGUGUACUAAUACAUUUUAUUACUGCCAAAUCAAAGAUUUCACCCUCCAAGACUAGCAACACCAAGACCACGUUGACUAUACCACGCUUGGAACUGUGCGGUGCACUAUUAUUAGCACAAGUGCUACACCGGUUAACCAACACAUUUAAAGGUAAUAUAGUUAUCUCAGAAACAUUAGCCUGGACAGAUUCAUCCAUAGUGUUAUCAUGGCUCACAUCACCACAGUCGAGUUUUAAAAUAUUCAUAACCAACAGACUUGCAAAAAUUGCCGAAAUUCUACCGACUUGUCAGUGGCGACAUGUUGUGUCGGAGUCAAACCCAGCGGAUUGUGUAUCAAGAGGUUUAUUCCCAUCACAGGUUCAUGACCAACAUUUAUAUUGGCAGGGGCCUCCGUUUUUAAAAUUCCCGGACUCUGAAUGGCCAAUCACAUCGUUCAAACCAAUUCAACCAUCACACUUGCCAGAUUAUUCGGAUCCAACAAACGCGUGCUUAAUGGUGGUGCCGGAAAAGGAAGUUGAAUGGUUCACACGUUUUUCGUCAUUGAAACGUAUGCAACGCGUAACCGCCAUCAUGUAUCGGUUUAUAAGGCAUACGCGCACGAAACGUGUUCCAUACGUCGCACCCAAAUAUAUAUAUGACCCUAUCUCCGAUGAAGAAAUUUCGAAUGUGAUGUUACCGAUCAUUCGUAUGACACAAUCAGUACACUUCGUAAGUUUGUUGAGGAUCCUACAAGUACCUACUACAAAGAUAGUUCCUCGUUCAAUUGCCCAACUUGCGCCGUUCAUUGAUAAAAACAACAUUAUACGGGUGGGUGGACGACUCCGAAAUGCUUUGGUAUCACCAGAAACAAAAAACCCAAUAUUGUUGCCAAAAUCAAGUACGUUGAAUACACUCAUUAUUCGUAAUUUCCACUUGAAUCACUUCCACGCUGGACCUCAAUUAAUGUCAUCGUUACUAUCAAGUUAUUAUUGGAUAAUAUAUCCAGUCGAUCUGCCAUACGGUACGUUAUCUUCAAAUGCGUUGUGUGUGCUCGCCAUAGGGCGUCGGUUACUCAUCCUAUGA